Molecule: messenger RNA, 8076 nt
Organism: Chara braunii
Lineage: Eukaryota; Viridiplantae; Streptophyta; Charophyceae; Charales; Characeae
Source: the annotation of a GenBank genome assembly
UGUAGCGGGUCUCUUCCUGUUCCCGGUUCGGGCUGCUGAGGGAGUUGUGAGCAGUUCGUGGAUGAAAUUACGGCGAGAUGGCAGGGGGUGGAAACGCGCAGGGGUUGGAAUUGGGGAGAGUAGACAAUGGUCGGGAAAGAGUGCAAGGUGAACUGCCCGGUUUGCAGGUGCUUCGUGACAAGGGGGGCACGCUGGCGAUGGCAGAUGAGGGUGCGGGUUCGAUGGGCAAGACAGGCAGAGAUGGCGAGGAGGAGAUCGAAACAUCGGAUGGAGUAAUGGGCCCGGAAAGCACGGGAACCUGGCAUGGGAAGGAUGCAGCGUUUGUGAGAGCGGGAAGUGCGGGAGGCGAGGAAGGGGUCACUGGUGGGAUGCCAUUGGACGCGGAUGCAGGUGGUGUGUUCAGCCUUCCGCCGGCCGUGAGCUCGAGACAGCAACUACGGGCUUUGCUACGACGCCAGUGGAUCCUCAAGAAGCGAUCAUGGUGUCAGACUGUGUUUGAAGUGGUCAGCCCAAUGUUGAUGAUGUCUGUUUUGGUGCUCGCCUACUCUUUCACCACUGUUGACCACUAUGACAGUGCCGAGUAUGCCGGAUCUGAAGUGCCAUUCUUGGACCAGUUGAUUGCCCUUGCGCAAAAUCCAGCACUAGUCUACAAGUGGUGUAACAAGACAAGACCACUGGCAGAGGAAAUAGGAAAUGCGUUUCAGAGGGGAUUCAACGCAUCAAGCUCGCAGGCAGAUGGAAUUGGGGGUUGGGAUGGAAGCUGGCUGCCAGGGAAGUGGGGACCACCUGUUAGUGAGCCACUAAGUGGAUUUUGGCCACCAACUGAAAGUUUCCCUCAUGGAGCAGGGAAGUGGGGACCACCUGUUAGUGAGCCACUAGGUGCAUUUUGGACACCAACUGAAAGUUUCCCUCAUGGAGCAGGGAAGUGGGAACCACCUGGUAGUGAGCCACCAAGUGGAUGGCCACCAACUGAAAGUUUCCCUCGUGGAGCACCUCCUUGGCAAAGUCCUGAUGUUCCACAGCGCAAGCCUCAGGAGGUGGUGGUGCCUGACUGGGCACAAGCCUCAGUGGCGGGAUUGGACACACCAAUGUUACCUGGUCCUGGUUUUGCUCAGCCAUCAAUGGAGUGGCGGAUGCCUCCUCUUUGGGAUCCUGAUGAUGUCGGGAGCAGGAGACUGCCAAUCCCAGAUGCAGUACUAGAAGAAGCUGCAUCUUGUAUUGACCCCGUUGUUGCUGCGAAACAGUUCUUAGCCAACUUCAGUCAGUACAAUGGUCCCCUGCCUAUUCCGUCACUCGACACAUUUGUUGUUAUUCACAGGGCAUUGAGGAGUGCAUUUCUGUCGAAACCAGGUGCAUAUGAGGAGGCUUUGCACUGGCAAACAUCAUUUGGAAGCAUCUUAGGCAACCUCUUGAAGCUUGGCAAGCUUGCCUUCUCACCAGACACACCAGAGGUGGGGCUUCUGGUCACCUACUUGAAGGAGCGAUAUCGUUUUUUUGCCAAUAUGUAUGCGGGCACUUUUGAAACUGUGGCGGAUGCGCUCGACUUUGCAGCAAAGCUGUCAAGUGUUGGGAUAGAAACGGAGGCGAGUCCGUCGGGAGAAGAGAUCAGUCGAGAACUGUGGGCGGUAGUCGUCUUCCAUAAGCUGGAUGUUCAGAGUGGUGAUGUUGACUACUCCAUACGCAUGAAUUACACUAGUGUGCCUCAAACUUGGAGGCGAGUGCACCGGUGGCACCAUGGGCUCCAUGAGGCCUACAAACGAUACUACUCGAGUGGAUUCAUGAGCUUGCAGAGUGCGAUCAAUGAAUAUGUUCUGAAGGCGGCAUCCGGGAAGGCAUUGGUUGGAGUUGCGGGCAAUUGGGAAGAGGGCUCAGAAGAGGAGAGUUUCUUGCCUAGGCCUGUUGAUGGCGGGAUAUGGGGGUUGCCAUUUCCAAUUGGGGCAUACAGUCAUAACAUGUUCUACUCUGCGGUUAGUUUUGUGAUGGGCCUGCUGAUGUGUAUGAGCACUCUAUAUCCACUGGGGAUGCUGGUGAAAGGCAUUGUUGAAGAGAAGGAGACUAGAUCACGGGAAACGAUGAGAAUUAUGGGUUUACGUGCAUGGGUUCUCACGCUUUCUUGGGGGAUAACCUAUCUCCUUAUUUUUGCAGUCGCAGGACUGAUGGUUACUGUGCUAUUGACUGGCACGUUUCUUCCUGCAAGUGACAAGAGUGUUGUAUUCGUUCUUUUCUAUCUAUAUGGGUGCUCCCUUGUUUCUUUUGGUCUUUUCAUGUCUGUUUUCUUUUCACGAGCAAAGCUUGCCAGUGUUGUUGCACCCUUCGCACAUUUCGCUGCUCUUCUUCCACGUUAUGUUUUCUUUCGGGCUAGCGAAGGGCAAGCCAUCUCGGGGAAGAUGGGAGCUUCGCUUCUUCCACCUACUGCAUUUGCAUUUGGUGUAGAUUUGUUGGCGCAGUAUGAAGGUGCCGGAGAGGGAUUGACAUGGCAUGAGGUUUUCAUUGGUUCUCCUGGGGAGAAUGGAAGUCCUCAUCAUGAGUAUGGGAUGGGAAAGGUCCUUGGAAUGCUUACUGUUGACGCCAUCCUUUUUGCUUUUCUGGGAUGGUACUUGGAGCAAGUGCUUCCAUCUCAGUAUGGCCUUCGUAGGCCUGUAUGGUUCUUUAUGAUGCCAUCAUACUGGGUGUCUGAGUCCUGCUGGGAAUCCUUCCUUGUCAGAAUGCGGCACAGCUUGAGGAUAGCACGACUUGGAGUCUACGAAGCUGUGCCAAUGAAGGAUCCGGCUGAACACUAUCAUGCCGAUGGUGUGAUAAAGUGUGAUGAGGAGCUUGAGAAAUGUGGUAGGAAUGGGCAUCGAGCUGCAAUACAGGUGCAAGGACUUACAAAGGUUUACCCAGGUGGGAAGGUUGCAGUCGAGGGGCUUAAUCUAGAUGUAUACGAGGGACAAAUCACUGCCCUACUUGGGCACAAUGGCGCAGGAAAAUCUACAGUGAUAUCAAUGCUCACCGGGCUUAUCGCCCCAACCGCUGGAGAGAUCCGAAUAUGGGGCUGUGACAUCCAAACUCACCAAGAUGCAGUUCGUCGGAUCAUUGGAGUCUGCCCUCAGCAGAAUGUGUUGUUCCCACGGCUGACGGUCGAAGAGCAUCUUGAACUUUAUGGAACGAUUAAGGGUUUACCCAGAAAAGCCUUGGGGUUAGCCGUUCUCGAGAUGGUGGAGAGAGUAGGAUUAAUGGACAAGUUGCAUACAGAAGUGGUGGACCUCUCUGGUGGAAUGAAGAGAAAACUUCAGGUGGCGCUUGCAGUGAUUGGUGGAUCGAAGGUUCUUUUCCUUGAUGAGCCGACAUCAGGAAUGGAUCCACACUCACGGCGAAGCAUGUGGACUCUAUUGAAGAGUUUCAAGGCUGGGAGGGUCAUUGUCCUUACAACGCACUACAUGGAUGAGGCAGAUCUUCUGUCAGAUAGAAUCGCAAUAAUGAGCGAGGGACGCUUGAUGUGUUGUGGGAGCUCUCUUUUCUUGAAGGGGAGGUAUGGACCGGGCUAUAAUCUGACAAUGACAAAGGAGAAUAGCGAAUGUGAUGACAAUGCUGUGUAUUCAUUAGUGAAGAAGCAUGUGCCGGAAUCGACCAGGCUGAUCUGUGCCGGAGGUGAAAUGGCAUUCAAGUUACCUCUGAGGAUGAAGCAUAAAUUUGCAGCAUUGUUUCAAGAAAUUGAGGAAAAGAGGAGCAGUCUCUUCAUCGGUGGAUAUGGAGUAUCCAUGACGACUCUUGAGGAGGUGUUCAUGGGGUUUACCAGAAGGGGAGAAAGCAAAGAAGCAUCAUUUUUUGAGGGACAAGAAUUCUCAUUGGAAGCUCUCAAAGCAGCAAACAGAGAAAAUAGAGGUUUUGCAGGUGGUCAGGGGGAAGAUCGCACCAUCCUUCCCCUCACCGAAGGCAAUAGUCGGCACUUGGAUCCAGUGCAUAGUACUCGCGGGAAUCGAGAUGGGGAUGGAGAAGACCUAGAAGCUGGGCAGGUUGGUGGCUGUAAAUCAGUUGCAGCGAGUGGUCAUUGUUAUCAGGUGACAUACAGCUAUACCUGUCAAAGGUUCUUUCACAUUUGGAUUGAACUGUUGAAGAAACGGGCCAUCAUUGCGAAAAGAGAUGUGAAGGGCCUAAUUAAUUCUAUCGCGCUGCCUGUGGGCGCAGUUGCAUUUGUAUUACUCAUUUUACGGCUAAAUAUCAAUCCUGCGGGUCCUUCUUUGGAUCUCAGCAUGGAGAUGUACACUGGGCUUGGUUGUAAAACAACUUUCACAGAAGUGCCAUCCGUGCGAUUAGGAAGCCGCUGGCCUGGAUUUCUUGGAGCGAAGUACUUGAAGCUGACUGUGGCCUCACAUGUCAAUGACAGCGUAUCAAUGAGCCAUGAGCUGCUGUCCACGCUGGGGGAGACUCCUAGAUAUGAUGCAUUGAUUUACAAUGACACACAGCUGCAGAAAUACAACCUUUCAGCGAUUCUUGACUUCGAUAUCGACCGAUAUGGACCGUUUCUGAACCAGCUUCUCCACGUGGACGCUUUUACCAAAGAUAAGAGUAAAAUGCAACACAAAGUGCGUCGUGAUCGCAAGAGCGUGACAGGGAAGAACGGAUAUGGGAUGGUGGUCCCCCUGACCAUCAUGCACAACACAUCGAGCGAUCAUGCUUUACCAGCGAUGCUGACUGAGUUGGCACAAGCACAAAUACGUGCGCUGCGCAAUGACUCUAAAGCAUCACUGAAAGUCCGGAGCCAUCCUCUACCGCUGACCAAGAAUGAAGCUCUGCAAAUACAGACUUUUCUUACGGUUUUGGCAGCUCUGUUUGUGCUGAUUCCCUUCUGCUAUUUGGCGGCUUCGUUUGCAGUCUUUGUCGUGAAAGAAAGAACAGUCAAAGCCAAGCACCUACAACUUGUCAGUGGUGUUAAUGUGUACGAGUACUGGUGUGCUGCUUACACAUGGGAUUUAAUUAAUUACUUUGUGAUUGCAUCCAUUACGAUGCUGGUCUUCCUCAUUUACCAGGACCAAGCAUUCACUGGGACUGCUUCUAAAGGUCUUGGGGCUUUUCUUCUCAUGAUGCUGUUUGGUGCUUCAUCCAUCCCACUAUCAUAUUGUUAUUCUUUCUUGUUCAAGAACUCUGCAUCCGCACAGGUUGCCAUUGCAGGCUUCCACUUCAUUGCUGGUGUUGUCAUGCUUGUUACAUCUUUCAUCAUGGGGGAAAUUGAGAAAACACAGUUUUUGGAGACGACGGGGUGGAGAGGCAAAAGGCGGUCGGGAGGCACGAUCCUGGCGUUCUGUCCGCGUAAAGUGGGCGGACCGGAGGUCCUCAAUGGUGAAUUGGGAGGGGUCGAGAGCAGCAAUGUCGAAGUUGUCAUCGGAGGUGGGUGGAGUGGUGUCGUUAUGGAAAAAGCGGGUGCGGGAGGGAGUGGGCGCGGACUGGUGAUGGGGGUGGAGGAGUCGAUCGUGGUGAAGCAUGCGCGAGAGGAGGUCAGCAAGGGGCAUGUCGGGUUCGUGGGCGAGGGCGGUUGCAAGGUCUUUGUGGCAGACUCGUUUGAUGCGGGAGAUGAACGCAAAGUCGGGAAUGACGGUGGUGGGGAGGUGGUGGCGGAGGGAGCGGACGUAUUGGACGAAGCGGUUCGUGGGACUGGUCUGGCGGAGGUGGUAGAAUUGUUCAAGGUAGUCAUCAAUGGUUUUCUAGGAGCGGAAGGUGGCAGUGAGAAGGUUGGCCCAUUGGAGGAAGGAGUGAUGUGGUCCUCCAGAGGAUCGGCGGUUGCUGACUUCAGCCAUCCAUCAUUUGGCAGCAUUGCCGAGGAGGCGGGAGGUGGCAAUGGGGAGUCAGUGGGCAAGGGGCAUGUGGUGGAGGUGAAAAGAGUUCUGGAGCUGGGUUGGGAAGAGGAAAACGUCCUCGUGGGGGAGGCAGGAGAAGGACAUGAUGUCGUCGAACCGGAAGGAACGGGGGAUGUCCCCGUCGUGGGAAACAAUCCGGGCGAGGGCGUUGAAGCUGAGGUUAUCGGGGAUGGUGUCAUAGCAGGUGUAGUCGAGUUGGUUGUUGUCCUCAAGGAGGUAGUUGGGGGGGAGCUGUGGCAUUGCGGGGUAAACCCCAGAGGUGACUUGGGAAUAGGUGGGACGGAUGGUGGGGAUGGUGGAGGUCGUCAUGAUGGGUUGGGGAAGGGUAUGAGAGUGCGGGGGGGGAAGAGGGGUCACGUGGAUGGGCGAGGAAUGAGGCGAUGGAAAAAUCUCGGCCGGCCUAUGGUGAUAAUGUUUCUAGAAGCUAUUGCAUUCUUUCUAGCAACUCUGGCCAUAGACAAGGAUUUUCUCCAGUGGCUUCAGAAUUUGGUGCGAGAUUGUGGGAUAAAGAUAUCGAGGAUGUACGGGUCUCAGCGGCAGCUCACAUUCACUCUCUCAAGGCGUUUCUACAUCAUGAAUCAGAGAGCCUUUCAUGUUGAUGAAGAUGUGGAUGUUGCAACGGAGAGGGUAAGAGUUGCGAGUGGGGCUGGUAGUAAUGAUGUGGUGGUGAUCUCUGAUCUGAGCAAGGUGUUUCGAGGAGACAAAGCCGGUGGAGUUAAGGUGGCUGUUUCCAAUCUUUCACUGGGAAUCCCACCUGGUGAAUGCUUCGGCUUUCUAGGUGUGAAUGGCGCAGGAAAGACCACAACACUCUCUAUCUUGACGGGCGACCUACGACCAACACAUGGUGAUGCUUUCAUCUGUGGCCACAGUGUGGUCAAUGGCCUGCCAGGCGCUCAGAGGUUGAUUGGCUACUGUCCGCAGUUCGACCCUCUGCUGGACCUGAUGACAGGGCGAGAGCACCUGCUGAUGUAUGCGAGGCUGAAAGGAAUUCCGGAGCAAAAUGUUCACCAGUUGGUUAAGGAGGUUAUCACUGCAGUGGGUCUCAGUGAAUGUGCAGAUCGAGUGGCAGGCUCAUACAGUGGAGGCAAUAAGCGCAAGCUUUCUCUUGCAAUUGCUUUGGUUGGUAAUCCUAUGGCCAUUUUUUUGGAUGAACCAAGCAGUGGCAUGGAUCCAAUGGCAAGGAGAGCAAUGUGGGACAUUAUCUCUUCGGCAAUCAUGAAGCAGAAGAUGUGUAUUGUGUUGACAACACACAGUAUGGAGGAGUGUGAAGCUCUAUGCGGCCGUGUAGGUGUUAUGGUGGCUGGCCAACUUGUCUGUCUAGGAAGCACUCAGCAUCUUAAGAGCAGAUUUGGUGUCGGCUAUCAUCUGGAAUUGCGGAGUGAUGAGGAGAGGGUAAGCUCUGUGAAGACAUUUGUUGAGACUGAGUUUACAGGAGCAAUCCUCGAGGAGGAACACGGGGAAAGGUUGAAGUAUCAGUUGCCCAUUGAGGGGCUCUCACUAUCCCAAGUGUUUGGCACUAUUGAAGACCAAAAAGAGAGAAUUGGCAUUGAUGACUACAGUGUGAGCCAGAGCACCUUGGAACAGAUCUUCCUGCUGUUUGCUAGAAGUGUGGAGAAAGGAUGGACGCCUAUGCCGAAUUGAUUUGUAGAAAGGGUGGAGAAAGGAUGGAUGUCUAUGCAGCACUAGUUUGUAGAUGUCAGUCUGAAAGAUCUAGGAUGGCUCGGUGUUGGCGCAACAAUAAGUAAUUAAUUGGUGUGACCGCCGAGUGGACAGACAAGCAAGCGAGCGAGCGAGCGAGCAUGCAAGUCCAGUGCCUGCUGGUGGCACGCAGCUGCGCCAAGCUAAGGACUACCUAUGUAGCGAACCUGUAAAUUUUCUGGGGAUCUAGUGGUUAACUACCUUCUUCCCCCGAACACAACGCACCCUCAUUUUGACUGUAUCGGGCCGGAAACAUGCCUUGCAUACGUUCAUUUUCAUGGUGUGUUCUGUUCGGGGGAAGACGGUAGAGUGUGAGCCAGAGCGCCUUGGAACAGAUCCUCCUUCUGUUUGCCAAAAGUGUGGAGAAAGGAUGGAUAUGUAUGCAGAAUUAGUUGUCAGGACUCGAUAGCAUUUUUCAUCGAACGAGAUGCCAAAAUGUUCACUCAAAUUAUUCUGCCUGAAGUAGACAUUCAACUGAAUGAGGUAUGCAAAGCAGUGCAGAGAAAGGAUGCAUGCCUAUGCAGAAUGAAAUUGGUAGGUUUCA